ACACACACACAUACAAGCAUCAUACAACAGCAUCCUCAGCCAUCAUCCAAAGGUAACCCUUCACAGGAAGCAAAAGCAUCUUCUGAUGAGUCUGGGAAAUUACCACUCAUGGCAGUGUGCAAUGCAACAGUCAGUUCUUCUAGGGGUAUGGUAAACUGCCCCUUCUUUUUCUAGUGGAAGAUGCUUUCAUCUCUAGAGGUCUAUUGAAUUAAAGAAACCAUGAUCUUGUUGCUGUAUAUAAUCUCUAAAUGGAGAAGGGGAUAUUGGUUCCUUGGAUCUAGCUGAAGACACCAUAAGGAGAAUUUAUUGGUAUACAUGGUUUUUAUUACAUAUCAAUUCCUUGGCAUUUAACUACCAUGGGGAACUUUGGGCGAAGAUAGACAAAAUAUGGGACUUACUGGACUUACUGGGCUGUUUCUUAGGUUGACGAGAGGAUGUAUAGAAGAAGUGGAUGCGACGCACACAAGCAGACCUUUGAUCAUGUAGACCUUAAGAGUCAGCCUAGGUUUUAAUGUCAUUAUGAACAAUGGCCCAGCUGUACUACAAAAAGGUGAAUUACUCACCCUACAGAGAUCGGAUUCCUCUGCAGAUUGUGCGAGCAGAAGCGGAGUUAUCACUGGAAGAAAAGGCCUACCUCAUUGCCGUGGAGAAGGGAGAUUAUGCCAGCGUCAAGCAUGCUCUGGCGGAAGCCGAAAUCUACUACAAUAUCAACAUCAACUGCAUGGAUCCACUUGGCCGCAGUGCUCUUCUCAUAGCCAUAGAGAACGAGAACUUGGAAAUCAUGGAGCUUUUACUCAGUCACACUGUAUAUGUGGGCGAUGCUCUGUUGUAUGCAAUAAGGAAGGAAGUGGUGGGAGCUGUGGAACUACUUUUAAGUUACAGACGACCAAGUGGAGAAAAACAGGUACCCACCCUAAUGAUGGACACCCAGUUUUCAGAGUUCACACCAGACAUAACACCCAUUAUGUUGGCAGCUCACACUAAUAACUAUGAAAUAAUAAAACUAUUAGUCCAAAGAAGGGUGACUAUACCUCGCCCACACCAGAUUCGUUGCAAUUGUGUGGAAUGUGUCUCCAGCUCGGAAGUUGAUAGCCUCAGACACUCUAGGUCGAGACUCAACAUCUACAAGGCUCUGGCUAGCCCAUCUUUGAUUGCCUUAUCCAGUGAAGACCCCAUUCUGACAGCUUUUCGCCUUGGAUGGGAACUGAAAGAACUUAGCAAAGUGGAGAAUGAGUUCAAGGCAGAGUAUGAGGAACUGUCUCAGCAAUGUAAGAGAUUUGCCAAGGACCUGCUUGACCAAGCACGGAGCUCUCGAGAACUGGAAACUAUACUCAACCACAGGGAUGACCAGAGCGAGGAGCUGGAUCCUCAAAAGUGUCAUGACCUGGCAAAGCUUAAGGUAGCAAUAAAGUAUCAUCAGAAAGAGUUUGUGGCCCAGCCAAACUGUCAGCAGUUGCUGGCUACACUGUGGUACGAUGGAUUCCCAGGUUGGCGCCGGAAGCACUGGGCAGUGAAGCUGUUGACUUGCAUCACAAUUGGACUGCUUUUUCCUGUGCUGUCUUUGGCAUACCUGAUAGCACCCAAGAGCAGGCUGGGACUGUUCAUUAAAAAGCCAUUCAUCAAAUUUAUCUGCCACACAGCCUCAUAUCUCACGUUCCUCUUCUUUUUGCUUUUGGCAUCUCAACACAUAGUACGGACUGACUUACACAUGCAAGGGCCUCCACCCACGGUAGUGGAGUGGAUGAUAUUACCAUGGGUUCUAGGUUUUAUCUGGGGUGAAAUAAAAGAAAUGUGGGAUGGGGGAUUUACUGAAUAUGUACAUGACUGGUGGAACCUAAUGGAUUUUGCAAUGAAUUCCCUCUAUCUUGCAACAAUCUCUCUUAAAAUAGUAGCAUAUGUGAAGUACAACGGCUCACGGCCAAGAGAGGAAUGGGAUAUGUGGCACCCAACACUUAUUGCCGAAGCACUCUUUGCAAUAUCCAAUAUCCUGAGCUCCCUUCGUCUCAUCUCCCUGUUCACUGCAAAUUCUCAUCUUGGUCCCCUGCAAAUAUCACUAGGGCGGAUGCUGCUGGACAUUCUCAAAUUCCUCUUCAUCUACUGCCUGGUGCUUCUGGCCUUUGCCAAUGGACUAAACCAACUGUACUUUUAUUAUGAGACUAGUGCCUCUGAAGAACCUAACAACUGCAAAGGAAUUCGCUGUGAGAAACAGAACAACGCCUUCUCCACCCUUUUUGAGACCCUUCAGUCUCUGUUCUGGUCAGUGUUUGGUCUCUUAAACUUGUAUGUUACCAAUGUGAAAGCACGCCAUGAGUUCACAGAAUUUGUUGGAGCCACCAUGUUUGGAACAUACAAUGUCAUCUCCCUGGUUGUCUUACUCAACAUGUUGAUAGCCAUGAUGAACAACUCAUACCAGUUGAUUGCUGAUCAUGCGGAUAUUGAAUGGAAGUUUGCCAGGACUAAACUGUGGAUGAGUUAUUUUGAUGAAGGCGGCACUCUGCCACCCCCGUUUAACAUUAUCGCAAGCCCAAAGUCUAUCUGGUACCUUUGCAAAUGGAUCCACUAUAAGUUGUGCCCACAUAAAAAACGUGAAGAGGAACUUCAGAAGCAGCAUGAGAACCUAAAAACCUUCACGGAGCGGCACGCUGACAACCUGAUUCAGAAUCAGCACUACCAGGAAGUUAUUAGAAAUUUAGUGAAACGAUAUGUUGCAGCAAUGAUCAGAAAUUCAAAGACCAAUGAAGGACUAACAGAGGAAAAUUUUAAGGAAUUAAAACAGGAUAUCUCCAGCUUCCGUUACGAGGUGCUUGAUCUUUUGGGAAACAGGAAACCUCCAAGGAGAAGCUAUUCCACCAGCAGUACGGAGGUAUCACAGAAGGAAGAAGGAACAGAAGAGAGACCCAAAUCAAAGAGUGUUUCUUUUAAUGUAGCCAACAAGAAAAAGGAUUUCAAUGUCUCAGCCCUUAUUAAAACUGUGUCUGGGGUUGAAAUCAUAGAUAAUACACCCAAAAGCAAUGGCAUUAGUAAGCGUUCCUUCAUCCGUAAUGGAAACAAGCUCCAAAGGCUUUCAAGUUCCAAAAAGGAAUCUUUUAAAAGACUGGGCUUACUUUUCUCUAAAAUGAAUGGACAUAUGCCAACACCGCCAACUGAACCAGUAUAUUCUAUUUCGGAUGGACUUAUUCAACCUCACUGCAUGUGGCAGGACACAAAAUGUAGCGAGCAAGAGCCAGAGUGCUCUAAAAGUGAAAUUAACCUCAAUGAGGUGAGUCAAGAUAGGAGUAUUGGUGGUCAGAGUCCUGAUCAUUCUCCAAUUUGUUCCAACUCCCUACACUGUGCUUCCGACCUCUGCUCUUCUAAUACCAAGCUAAUAGACUCGACGGAGGAUGUGUUUGACUCAUGGGGUGAAGCAUGUGACCUGCUCAUGAACAAGUGGAAAGAGGGGCAGGAGGAGCAACAGGUCACAACAAGACUUUAAAAUAAUUAUUUAGAACUGCUGUAUUUAGCUAAAUAUAGAUUUGUAACAAUUUCCUUUUACAGAGCAUUAAAUAAGGUAGGAAUCCCUUCCCGUUCACAUGGAUGAGUGUGGACGUUCAUUAACAGCGAUCUAUUUUGCAAUAUUUUUUUACCAUGUUUGUUUGCUUUUUAUAUCAAGGCUUACUAAACUGUCUAAGCUUUCAUGCUAAUCUUUUCAGCAUCAGCAAGGCUUUCAGACUAUAGAACAUUAAGGGGAAUGCCAAGCAUGUGCAGGUAACACUUGCUGCACUUUCAUCCUAAAAGUUUGUUCACUGAUACACUCCCCCUGCUGUUUCCCAGGAAAAAAUCUAUUCUAAAAUAUUGUUAUGGAUUUUUGUAUUGCAAUUUCCACCAGCAGCAUGUGGGAUUUUGACAUUUUUGCACAAAAACUGUAUAUUGGGAUAGAUAUAGAUAGUCUGUGCAUAUCUUUUAGCAUUUCAUCCCCUUCCUGCACUUUUUAUUUUAACUGGACAACCACUAUAAAGUAAGCAUUAACUCUACACUACGGCCAUAUGGUAUUUUCAUGCAUUCUGUAAUAGUCUUUAUAAAAAUAAAAUAAAUCCUGCAAUUAUGCACA
Molecule: messenger RNA, 4087 nt
Organism: Rana temporaria (common frog)
Lineage: Eukaryota; Metazoa; Chordata; Amphibia; Anura; Ranidae
Gene: TRPC5
Product: transient receptor potential cation channel subfamily C member 5
Exons: 11
Coding region: 527-3472 (981 amino acids)
Biological process (GO): manganese ion transport; regulation of cytosolic calcium ion concentration; calcium ion transmembrane transport
Cellular component (GO): membrane; cation channel complex
Molecular function (GO): store-operated calcium channel activity; inositol 1,4,5 trisphosphate binding; protein binding
Source: RefSeq, a predicted model, not a curated record